AAGGUUUAUGUUUUUAUUUUUAAAAUAAUUAAUUGUUGUAUUAACUUAUUUAAGUAAUAUUUAAUAUAUUAUUUAAACCUUAUAAUAUGUACCCUUUAUUAUACUUUUUCAGUUUAUUAUUCUGCUUACAUUCUUAUUAGAAAUAAUAUACUCUUGUGUGAAAAUAAACUAUAUAUUCAAGUUAUGCUUUUCAUUAAAUUACGGCCUUUAUUUACUUCUGGGUUAAAAUUAAAACAAUGCUUGGCAAAAACAGAAACACAAAACAUGCUAGCAGUAGCAGGAUGCAACAAGUAUCGCACUUAUAAAAAUUUUGCUCAUAGAAAUGAACCUCCAGACCAUCCAUUCAAAAGAUAUUAUCUAUUAUUUUUCAUUUGUUUUGGUACCUAUCAUUUUAUAAACUGGGAAAAAAUUUAUGAAGUUAUUUUUCCACCUGUGGAUGCUGACAGUAAUGUUGAAUCAUCUGAAAACCAACUGGAUGAUGAAGAUAUUUUAGAUGAAUCAGUUGAUAAAAAAAAGAAAAAUUCUAAAGAAAAAAUAGGUUUUCGUGAUAGAAAAAUAAUAGAAUAUGAAAACAGAAUACGUCAUUUUUCAACUCCUGACAAAGUAUUUAGGUAUUUUGCCACUCUUCAAGUGACUCAUAUACAUCCUAAUGGACAAGAAACUCAUGAAGUAUUUAUGACUCCUGAUGAUUUUUUAAGAUCAAUGACACCAGGAAUCAAGCAGCCAGAUGGACUUGGACUUGAUCAAUACAAGAAAUAUGACCCAAAAAGUAAUCAUAUGAAAUUAGAAUUAGCAUUAAGUGAAGAUAGUAUUUUUUACAAGUUAGGAAGUUCAGGACUUAUAACUUUUUCAGAUUAUAUAUUUCUUCUUACUGUUUUAUCAACCUCCAAAAGACAUUUUGAGAUAGCAUUCAGAAUGUUUGAUUUGAAUGGAGAUGGUGAUGUUGAUUGUGAAGAAUUUCAAAAAGUUGCUACACUUAUUAGAAACCAAACAAGUAUAGGAACUCGCCAUAGAGACCAUGCCAAUACAGGCAAUACAUUUAAAGGAGUUAAUUCAGCAUUAACAACUUACUUUUUUGGUGAAAAUCUUAAUGAAAAACUUACAAUAGAAAAAUUCUUGGAUUUUCAACAACAAUUACAAAAUGAAAUACUUGGUUUAGAGUUUUUACGGAAAGAACCAAGUGACGAUGGCACUAUUACGGAAGUAGAAUUUACAGAUCUUCUUUUAGCUUAUGCUGGGUAUCCACCAAAAAAAAAAUCUCGAUUAAUCAAACGAGUCAAAAAAGUGUUUAAAGAUAAAAAAAAAGGUAUUCAUCAAGAUGAUUAUUUGAAAUUUUUCCACUUUUUAAACAACAUUAAUGAUGUUGACACAGCACUUACAUUUUACCAUAUUGCUGGUGCAUCAAUUGAUCAAGCAACUUUAAAACAUGUUGCAAAAACAGUAGCCCAUGUUGAGUUAAAUGAUCAUGUUAUUGAUGUAAUAUUUACAAUAUUUGAUGAAAAUCUUGAUGGACAAUUAAGUAAUCGAGAAUUUGUUGCAGUAAUGAAAAAUAGAUUAUUAAGAGGUCUUGAAAAGCCAAAAGAUACUGGCUUUGUUAAAUUUAUUGAAUCUGUAGGUAAAUGUGCAAAAGAAAGUGCUCCUAAUAUUUUUGAUUUAUAAGUAUUAUAGCUUAAUUUAAUUGUUAACAUUUUAUAUUUAUUAAUUACAUUUUAAAUAUUAUAACAUAAAUAUUAUCUCACUGUUAAAAAAUAUAAAAAUAAUCAAAUUAUACUACACAUGUCUUGUUUCUUUUAUCAUGCAAUGCAAUUGUUUCUCAAUACUGUGAUCCAAGUAUGGUUGAUAUGUCCAACAAGAAAGGUAAAACAAUAAUACAUUAGGAUCUGUACAAUCAGCUAUUCUAAGUAAUAAACUUUGAUGAAGUUUUAAUUCUUUUUGGUAAGCUUCAACUAGACCUUCAGUUACUUUAC
Molecule: messenger RNA, 1967 nt
Organism: Daktulosphaira vitifoliae (grape phylloxera)
Lineage: Eukaryota; Metazoa; Arthropoda; Insecta; Hemiptera; Phylloxeridae
Gene: MICU1
Product: calcium uptake protein 1 homolog, mitochondrial
Exons: 11
Coding region: 184-1659 (491 amino acids)
Biological process (GO): mitochondrial calcium ion homeostasis; calcium import into the mitochondrion
Cellular component (GO): uniplex complex
Molecular function (GO): calcium ion binding
Source: RefSeq, a predicted model, not a curated record